Messenger RNA from Mercurialis annua (annual mercury), 1695 nucleotides. RefSeq lists its product as uncharacterized. Lineage: Eukaryota; Viridiplantae; Streptophyta; Magnoliopsida; Malpighiales; Euphorbiaceae. The coding region runs from base 61 to 1494 and encodes 477 amino acids. The transcript has a single exon. The record is from RefSeq and is a predicted model, not a curated record.
UUUCAAAUCUCACUCUUCACUAUCAAACUACACAACAAAACUCAUCAGAAUCUCAACAAAAUGCCUUGCGAUUCUUCUUCUCUAACAGUCCACUCAAAAUGCACAAUCUUCCCCCACCGGAAAUCCACCAUGGAAGAUCUCAAGCUCUCCGUCUCCGAUCUGCCCAUGCUUUCUUGCCAUUACAUUCAAAAGGGCUGUCUCUUCACCCGCCCAUCUUCAACCACCACUGACUCUCUCAUUUCCCUUCUUAAAGACUCCCUUUCUCAAACACUUUCUCACUUCCCUCCCCUCGCCGGCCGCCUGAAAACCGACUCCGACGGGUACGUUUACAUAACAUGCAACGACGCCGGCGUUGACUUCAUUCACGCCAGCGAUACUAAUAUCUUUGUUCGUGAUGUUAUAUCACCUGGCUGUGUCCCGGUUUGUGUCAAAAGUUUUUUUACAUGUGAUCGGAUGGUUAGCUAUAACGGCCAUUAUAAUCCAAUCUUGGCCGUUCAGGUGACGGAGUUAGCUGACGGAGUUUUCAUUGGGUGCUCCGUUAAUCACUCCGUUACUGACGGAACUUCAUUCUGGAAUUUCUUUAAUACUUUUGCUGAGUUAACACGAGGAAUCAAGAAAAUUUCGAAAGUUGGUCAGCCGGAUUUUUCAAGAAACUCUGUGUUAAUAUCGCCGGCGGUUCUGAAGCUUCCUCACGGCGGACCAACCGUUAGUUUUAAUGAAAAUGAGGCGUUGAGUGAGAGAAUCUUUAGCUUUAGUAGAGAAGCAAUCUUGAAAUUGAAAGGUAUAGCGAAUAAUAAUAAUAACAAGAAAAUUAAUGAUCAGUCGGUCGAAUUAAUUGGUAAACAAAAUAAUGAUCCGUUAUUUAAUAAUGGAAAGAUUAUGAAUGUGAUUCUUGAAACGUUUUUCAAGAACGCCGUUUCGAAACCGCCGGAAUCAGAAAUAUCGUCGUUUCAAGCAUUAUGUGCGCUGUUGUGGAGAGCAGUGACACGUGGAAGAAAAUUAAAUCCGGCGAAAAUGACGACGUUUAGAAUGGCUGUGAAUUGUCGGGCAAGAUUGAACCCGAAUUUGGAUCCGUUUUACUUCGGGAACGCAAUUCAAAGCAUUCCAACUUAUGCAUCAUGCGGUGACGUUUUGUCUAAGGAUUUACGUUGGUGUGCUCAGCAAUUGAAUAAAAAUGUGGUAGCUCAUAACGACAGUACGAUACGUCGUUUUGUAGAUAGUUGGGAGAAGAAUCCAGUGUGUUUCCCUCUAGGGAACUUUGAUGGGGCAUCAAUGACCAUGGGGAGCUCACCUAGAUUUCCUAUGUACGAUAAUGAUUUUGGGUGGGGCCGGCCUUUGGCGGUUAGGAGCGGUGGGGCCAAUAAAUUUGACGGUAAGAUCUCCGCUUUUCCGGGAAGAGAAGGCGGCGGAAGCGUGGAUCUCGAGGUGGUUUUGAAGCCGGAAACAAUGGCUAUGAUUGAGUCUGAUUAUGAGUUCAUGCAAUAUGUUUCUUAGCUAGAAUAAAGUCAUUGCAUUUAACGGCGGUGAUGAAUAUUAUUGAUGAUGAUGAAAAUGUUUUUUUUUUUAUAUUUAGUCUUGGGUGGGACAUAUGGGAUUUUAAUCUAAUGUAUUGUGAUGUGAUUUAAUUAAUGUGGAUGUAAAUUAUUGUGAGGAAGUUUUGUUGGUUAUUUUAUGAUCUGAGAAGUUGGUAUUUUA